CCGUACAGCUGCAGAAAUUACGUCACGUUUGUGAGAGAGAAAAAAACAGCAGAGCAGCUCUACCCACUCUCGUUAUCGUUGCCGUCAAACCCAUCGCUGUUAGCUCUGUAACAAAAAAACUGAGAAAAUGGACACUGCAGGAGUCAAAGUGCUGGAAACAGCCGAAGACAUUCAGGAGCGUCGGCAGCAGGUUUUGGACCGCUACAGACGCUUCAAGGAGCUGUCGAUUAUGCGCCGGCAGAAGCUGGAGGACUCUUACCGCUUUCAGUUUUUCCGCCGUGAUGCUGAUGAAUUGGAAAAGUGGAUCCAAGAAAAGCUGCAGAUAGCCUCCGAUGAGAACUACAAGGACCCCUCCAACCUGCAGGGCAAACUGCAGAAACAUCAGGCCUUUGAGGCUGAGGUUCAGGCUAACGCGAGGGCCAUUGUCAAACUGGACGAUACUGGAAACCUCAUGAUCACUGAGGGGCACUUCGCCUCUGAGACCAUUCGAUCUCGCUUAGAGGAACUGCAUCGCUUAUGGGACCUCCUUCUUCAGAAGACCCAGGAGAAAGGUUUGCGUCUGCUGCAGGCCCAGAAGCUGGUCCAGUACCUGCGGGAGUGUGAGGAUGCCCUGGACUGGAUCAGUGAUAAGGAGGCCAUCACCACAUCUGAAGAGCUAGGCCAGGACCUGGAGCAUGUGGAGCUCCUGCAGAAGAAGUUUGAGGAGUUCCAAACAGAUCUGGCAGCCCACGAAGAGCGUGUGAACGAGGUCAACCAGCUGGCGGCCAAGCUGAUUCAGGAAGAACAUCCAGAGGCUGAGCUCAUAGUCCGCAAACAGGAAGAGGUCAAUUCGGCCUGGCAGCGGCUGAAGGGCCUGGCGCAGCAGAGACAGGCCAAGCUGUUUGGGUCUGCAGAAGUACAGCGCUUCAACAGAGAUGUUGAUGAGACAAUCAGCUGGAUCAGGGAGAAGGAACAACUGAUGGCAUCUGAUGACUUUGGACGUGACCUGGCCAGCGUUCAGGCUCUUCUGCGCAAACACGAGGGUUUGGAGAGAGACCUCGCCGCUCUGAAUCAAAAGGUCGAUACACUGGGUGUUGAAGUGGAACGUUUGCAGCAGACGCAUCCCCAAAAUGCUUCUCAGAUCCACCUGAAGAAGGAUGAGCUCAUCACCAACUGGGAGCAGAUCCGCACUCUGGCUGCUGAGCGCCGCACCCGCCUCAACGACUCCUACCAGCUCCAGCGCUUCCUUGCAGACUUCAGGGAUCUGAUCAGCUGGGUAACGGAGAUGAAGGCUCUGAUCAAUGCUGAUGAACUGGCUAAUGAUGUGGCUGGGGCAGAGGCUCUGUUAGACCGCCACCAGGAGCACAAGGGAGAAAUUGAUGCCCACGAGGACAGUUUCAGAGGCACUGAUGAGUCUGGAAAGGCUUUGCUCAGUGCUGGACACUACGCCUCAGAGGAGGUCAAGGAAAAGCUCGGCGUUCUUACAGGAGAGAAAGAGUCUUUGCUGGAGCUGUGGGAGGUUCGCAGGCAGCAGUAUGAGCAGUGCAUGGACUUGCAGCUCUUCUACAGGGAUACUGAGCAAGUCGACAACUGGAUGAGCAAGCAAGAGGCUUUCCUCCUGAAUGAAGACCUUGGAGACUCUCUGGAUAGUGUUGAAGCGUUGCUGAAAAAGCAUGAAGACUUUGAGAAAUCCCUCAGUGCUCAGGAAGAGAAGAUCACUGCUCUGGAUGAAUUUGCCACCAAGCUAAUUCAGAAUAACCACUACGCCAAAGAGGACGUGGCUACGCGCCGUGAUGCUCUGCUGAGUCGCCGUAACGCCCUUCAUGAACGCGCUCAGUCACGCCGUGCCGCAUUGGAGGACUCUUUCCACCUGCAGCAGUUCUGCAGGGACUCUGACGAGCUAAAGAGCUGGAUCAACGAGAAGAUGAAGACGGCCACUGAUGAAUCUUAUAAAGAUCCCUCCAAUCUGCAAGGCAAAGUGCAGAAACACCAGGCCUUUGAAGCCGAGCUCUCUGCCAACCAGAGCCGCAUUGAUGCCCUGCAGAAGUCUGGCCAAGAGCUGCUGGACAGGAAGCACUACGCUGCAGCUGAGGUGGCUGCCCGCAUGGAGGAGGUCAGCUCCCAGUGGAAGAAGCUUCUGGAAGCCACUGAGUUUAAAGGCAUCAAGCUCCGUGAGGCCAACCAGCAGCAGCAGUUCAACAGGAAUGUGGAGGACAUUGAGCUUUGGCUGUAUGAAGUUGAGGGCCAACUUGCUUCAGAUGAUUUUGGAAAAGACCUGACAAGCGUCCAGAACCUGCAGAAGAAACAUGCGCUGCUGGAGGCUGACGUGGCUGCUCACCAGGAUCGAAUCGAUGGAAUAACCAUCCAGGCUCGCCAGUUCCAGGAAGCCGGGCACUUUGAUUCUGACAACAUCCGCAAGAAGCAGGAGGCUUUGGUGGUUCGUUAUGAAGGUCUGCGGGAGCCCAUGGCUGCACGCAAGCAGAAGCUGUCUGACUCUCUCAGACUCCAGCAGCUUUUCAGAGAUGUUGAGGAUGAGGAGACCUGGAUCCGUGAAAAAGAGCCCAUCGCCGCUUCUACCAACAGAGGAAAAGACCUGAUUGGUGUGCAGAAUCUUCUGAAGAAGCACCAGGCUCUGCAGGCGGAGAUCACAGGCCACGAGCCUCGCAUUAAAGCCGUCACCCAGAAAGGAGAGGCUAUGGUGGAAGAAGGCCACUUUGCUGGUGAGGAUGUAAAGACAAGGUUGGCUGAGCUGCAUGGACGCUGGGACACCCUGAAGGCAAAGAGUUCCCAAAGAAGACAAGACCUGGAGGACUCCCUGCAGGCACAGCAGUACUUUGCUGAUGCCAAUGAGGCAGAGUCCUGGAUGAGGGAGAAGGAGCCCAUUGUCGGGAGCACUGAUUAUGGAAAAGAUGAAGACUCGGCUGAGGCUUUGCUGAAGAAGCACGAGGCCCUGAUGUCUGACCUGAGCGCUUAUGGCAGCAGCAUUCAAGCCCUGAAAGAGCAAGCUCAGGCCUGCAGGCAACAAGUGGCCCCGACUGACGACGAGACCGGGAAAGAGCUGGUUCUAGCUCUCUAUGACUACCAGGAGAAGAGCCCCCGAGAAGUUACCAUGAAGAAGGGUGACAUCCUCACCCUGCUCAACAGCACCAACAAGGACUGGUGGAAGGUGGAGGUGAACGACCGCCAGGGCUUUGUUCCUGCUGCAUACGUGAAGAAGCUAGACCCAACCCAGUCCUCAUCCAGGGAGAACCUGCUAGAUGAACAUGGCAGCAUCGCAGUCCGCCAGGAGCAAAUUGAGACUCAGCUUGUUACCAAGGAGGCCUGCAGCGUUUCAGUGCGCAUGAAGCAGGUGGAGGAGCUGUACGGCACUCUGUUAGAACUGGGAGAGAAGCGCAAAGACAUGCUGGAGAAGAGCUGCAAGAAGUUCAUGUUGUUCCGUGAGGCCAAUGAGCUCCAGCAGUGGAUACAUGAGAAGGAGAGUGCCCUUACCAAUGAAGAGGUUGGCUCAGAUUUGGAACAAGUGGAAGUCCUUCAAAAGAAGUUUGAUGACUUCCAAAAGGACCUGAAAGCAAAUGAAUCUCGCCUGCGGGACAUCAACAAAGUGGCGUCAGAGCUGGAGUCUGAAGGCCUGAUGGCAGAGGAGGCUCCCAUGGUCCAGGCACAGCAACAAGAACUUCUGGGCUCUGCUCCUGGAAAGGAUGAAUCUGAUUCUAAGACUGCAUCUCCAUGGAAGACGGUUCGCCUGGGAGUUCAAACUACCGCUAACUUUAAUUCCAUCAAGGAGCUGAACAAUCGCUGGCGGUCGCUGCAGCAGCUGGCUGAAGACAGGAGCAACCUGCUGGGGAGUGCCCAUGAGGUGCAGCGAUUCCACAGGGAUGCUGAUGAAACCAAGGAGUGGAUUGAGGAGAAGAACCAAGCACUCAACACGGACAACUAUGGACACGACCUGGCCAGUGUUCAGGCCCUGCAGCGCAAGCAUGAGGGCUUUGAGAGAGACUUGGCUGCCCUGGGUGAUAAGGUGAAUUCUCUUGGAGAGACAGCGGAGCGCCUUAUCCAGUCGCACCCUGAGGCGAAGGAUGACAUCCAGGAGAAAUGCACAGAGCUGAACACAGCCUGGAGCAGCCUGGUGGGACGAGCCGACCAGCGCAAGGAAAAGCUCAGCAACUCUCAUGACCUGCAGCGCUUCCUCUCUGACUUUAGAGAUCUCAUGUCCUGGAUUAAUGGAAUCCGAGGACUGGUGUCCUCAGAGGAGCUGGCAAAAGAUGUUACUGGAGCUGAGGCUCUGCUAGAGAGACAUCAGGAGCACCGCACAGAGAUCGACGCUCGUGCUGGAACCUUCCAGGCCUUUGAACAGUUUGGUCAGCACCUGCUGGCUCGAGGUCACUAUGCCAGUCCUGAGAUUCAACAGAAACUGGAGGCUCUGGACCAGGAGCGUGCCGACCUGGAGAAGGCCUGGGUUCAGCGCCGCAUGAUGUUGGACCAGUGCCUGGAGCUUCAGCUUUUCAACAGAGACUGUGAGCAGGCAGAGAACUGGAUGGCAGCUCGGGAGGCCUUCCUUGCCAGCGACGACAAGGGAGACUCCCUAGACAGCGUCGAGGCCCUCAUCAAAAAACACGAGGACUUUGACAAAGCGAUCAAUGUGCAGGAGGAGAAGAUUGCUGCCCUGCAGUCCUUUGCUGACCAGCUGAUUGGAGCUGGUCAUUACGCCAAACCUGACAUCACAAACCGCCGCAAUGAGGUGCUUGACAGGUGGCGCCGGCUGAAGGCCCAGAUGAUCGAGAAGCGGUCGAAGCUGGGUGAAUCCCAGACCCUGCAGCAGUUCAGCCGGGACGUGGAUGAGAUCGAGGCCUGGAUCAGUGAGAAACUGCAGACUGCCACUGAUGAGUCCUACAAGGAUCCCACCAACAUCCAGCUUUCCAAGCUGCUGAGCAAACAUCAGAAACAUCAGGCCUUUGAAGCCGAGCUGCACGCCAAUGCAGACCGGAUCCGUGGAGUCAUCGACACCGGAAACGCUCUGAUCCAGAGGGGAGGCUGCGCCGGCAGUGAGGAUGCAGUCAAGGCUCGUCUGAACGCUCUGGAUGAGCAGUGGCAAUUCCUCGUCAACAAAUCUGCAGAAAAGAGUCAGAAACUGAAGGAGGCCAACAAGCAGCAGAACUUCAACACUGGCAUCAAAGACUUUGACUUCUGGCUCUCUGAGGUGGAAGCCCUUCUUGCUUCUGAAGAUUAUGGCAAAGACCUGGCUUCAGUCAACAACCUGCUGAAGAAACACCAGCUGCUAGAAGCAGACAUUUCUGCCCAUGAGGAUCGCCUGAAGGAUCUUAACGGUCAGGCAGACAGCCUGAUGGCCAGCAAUGCCUUCGACACCACCCAGGUGAAGGACAAGCGCGAUGCCGUGAACGGACGCUUCACCAAGAUCAAGAGCAUGGCUGCAGCCCGCCGUGCAAAGCUCAACGAGUCCCACCGCCUUCAUCAGUUCUUCAGGGACCUGGAUGAUGAGGAGUCUUGGAUCAAGGAGAAGAAGUUGCUCGUGGGUUCUGAAGACUACGGACGUGAUUUGACAGGAGUGCAGAAUCUGAGGAAGAAACAUAAGAGGCUUGAGGCUGAGCUAGGAGCGCAUGAGCCAGCCAUCCAGUCGGUGUUGGACACUGGGAAGAAGCUGUCAGAUGAUAACACCAUUGGUCAGGAGGAGAUCCAGCAGAGGCUGGCCCAGUUUGUGGACCACUGGAAGGAACUCAAUGACUUAUCUGGAGCGAGGGGGAGGAGGCUGGAGGAGUCGCUGGAGUACCAGCAGUUUGUGGCGAAUGUGGAGGAAGAAGAAGCGUGGAUUAAUGAGAAGUUGAAUCUUGUGGGAAGUGAGGACUACGGAGACACACUGGCUGCUGUUCAGGGUUUGCUGAAAAAACACGAAGCGUUUGAGACGGACUUCACCGUUCACCGCGACAGAGUCAGCGACGUGUGCGCCAACGGAGAGGAGCUCAUCAAGAAGAACAACCAUCACGUGGACAACAUCAAUGCCAAGAUGGCCGCUCUGCGAGGAAAGGUGUCAGAGCUGGACAGGGCCGCCGCUCAGAGGAAGGCCAAGCUGGACGAGAACUCUGCCUUCCUGCAGUUCAACUGGAAGGCGGACGUGGUGGAGUCCUGGAUCGGCGAGAAGGAAAACAGCCUGAAAACUGAUGACUACGGCAGAGACCUUUCCUCAGUGCAGACUCUGCUCACCAAACAGGAAACAUUUGACGCCGGUCUGCAGGCCUUCCAGCAGGAGGGCAUCACCAACAUCACAGCUCUGAAGGACCAGCUGCUCACUGCCAAGCACGUCCAGUCCAAAGCCAUCGAGGCUCGCCAUGCGGCUCUGAUAAAACGCUGGAACCAGCUGCUGUCCAACUCUGCUGCACGAAAGAAGAAGCUUCUUGAGGCCCAGGAGCACUUCAGAAAGGUCGAGGACUUGUUCCUGACCUUUGCCAAGAAGGCGUCGGCUUUCAACAGCUGGUUUGAGAACGCAGAGGAGGACUUGACCGAUCCGGUGAGGUGCAACUCUCUGGAGGAGAUCCGGGCGCUGCGUGAAGCCCAUGAGGCCUUCCGCUCCUCUCUGAGCUCGGCUCAGGCGGACUUCAACCAGCUGGCAGAGCUGGACCAACAGAUCAAGAGCUACCAGGUUGUGUCCAACCCGUACACCUGGUUCACCAUGGAGGCCCUGGAGGAGACCUGGAGGAACCUACAGAAGAUCAUCAAGGAGCGGGAGCUGGAGCUGCAGAAGGAGCAGAGGAGGCAGGAAGAAAACGACAAGCUACGUCAGGAGUUUGCUCAGCACGCUAAUGCUUUCCACCAGUGGCUGCAGGAGACCAGGACUUAUCUUCUGGAUGGCAUAGCGUAUCGCCGGGUUAUCUAUGUCUAUCAGUACCAAGUAGCUGAUGAUCUUUCAGGAAGGUCAUGUAUGGUGGAGGAGUCUGGUACACUGGAGUCCCAACUGGAGGCCACUAAGCGGAAGCACCAGGAGAUCCGCGCCAUGCGCAGCCAGCUGAAGAAGAUUGAAGACCUGGGGGCGGCCAUGGAAGAAGCUCUCAUCCUGGACAACAAGUACACAGAGCACAGCACGGUGGGCCUGGCCCAGCAGUGGGACCAACUGGACCAGCUGGGCAUGAGGAUGCAGCACAACCUGGAGCAACAGAUACAAGCCAGAAACACCACCGGAGUGACAGAAGAGGCUCUUAAGGAGUUCAGCAUGAUGUUCAAACACUUUGACAAGGAGAAGUCCGGCCGCCUGAACCAUCAGGAGUUCAAGUCGUGUCUGCGCUCUCUGGGAUACGACCUACCCAUGGUGGAGGAAGGAGAACCUGAUCCUGAGUUUGAAGCCAUACUUGACACAGUGGAUCCAAACAGGGAUGGGAACGUAUCGCUGCAGGAGUACAUGGCGUUCAUGAUCAGCCGUGAGACGGAGAACGUAAAGUCCAGUGAAGAGAUUGAGAGUGCCUUCCGGGCUCUCAGCGCUGAAAACAAACCCUACGUCACUAAAGAGGAGCUCUAUCAGAACCUGACCAGGGAGCAGGCCGACUACUGUCUGUCCCACAUGAAGCCGUACCUGGACAGCAAGGGCCGCGAGCUGCCGUCGGCGUUCGACUUUGUUGAAUUCACUCGCUCGCUUUUCGUCAAUUGAUCCCCCACCCCCUUCCCCAGUGACCAAUCAGGAAGCGUUUUCCCCACACACUUCAUCAACCUCACAGCUGAAUCUGCAUGAUGGUGGCACAUGAAACUCACUUAAGUAUCUGUAAUGUCAGUUUAUCUCACCUUUAGCUACGUGUGCUUCUCAUCAUAGCUUAGUAAAUCCCUUUGCUUCUGAAUGUGACUGUUUUUGCUGUUUUAGCUUGUGCUUUUAAUGAUGUUAAGAACUAUUAUAACACCUUAAUGACUGCAGUGUGCUUCAAUAAACGCAAAUGGUUAGAACUGGAAA
This is a messenger RNA of Oryzias latipes (Japanese medaka), 7924 nucleotides long. NCBI's taxonomy places the organism in Eukaryota, Metazoa, Chordata, Actinopteri, Beloniformes, Adrianichthyidae. The record is from RefSeq and is a predicted model, not a curated record.